AUGUCUUCCAUCGAACUCGCAAUGGCGCGCAGCCUGCAACCAACUGCUUGGGAGGCCAUUACUCAUGUGUUCGCAAGACAUCUCGUCGCCCAGGCUCAUAAGCGCGACCUUGUUGGUGAUACACAGCAGAAAGUCGGCGAUGUCAAAACUGCCUUUUCUAGCUGGGACAAUUGCAUGCAGGCUGCCUACUGCAAGUAUGUACUUCGCGUCAAGUUUGCCCAUCUGCAUUGCAUGUACUAA
Messenger RNA from Cordyceps fumosorosea ARSEF 2679, 240 nucleotides. RefSeq lists its product as hypothetical. The record is from RefSeq and is a predicted model, not a curated record. Bases 1 to 240 code for a protein of 79 amino acids. The transcript has a single exon. Lineage: Eukaryota; Fungi; Ascomycota; Sordariomycetes; Hypocreales; Cordycipitaceae.